AUGAUCCCGCUCACUACAGAGAUAACCCCGCCCACUUCUACUCCCACCUCAUGGUUGAGUCACUAUCAUCAGCGCUCACCUUACGCCAUCGUCACUGGUAGUAGUUGGAACACCCACUACGGAAACUGGAAACAGUUGCCCUUUAGCUACGGUCCUCGCGAGUCAGAUAUCAGAAGACGCCUUGAGCAUAAUCUUUGCACUAAUGGUAACCGGUUCAAGAACCAUGAGAAAGGAGAUGCUGCUGAGGCUUGGUUCAUGACAAUGCCGAUGCCGACCAAGGAAGAACGAUGGGUUUGGAUCGAUGUAUCUUUCACACAGAACAGAACCGUGAGUAUCUGGCGCGGAGGCUCGUCUUUCUUAGGCCACGAGACAACCACUGCCAGUGGCCUCGGUAUCUGGCGCGAACAUACCAUCGGCUUCGACAUCACGGGUCUGACGGAACUUCUGAGCUGCCCUCGUCAGUUCCGCAAGGUAAACCCUUACGAAGCCAAGUUCAUCAAGCUUGUCCAUCGUGAUACUAUCAGAACUGUGUCUGUUACCGACUCCUACCGUGAUGCGUACGACUUUAGCUGGAUUACCAUUGGACGAGCGCACAGUGGCCUGGACAUUGAGUGGGGCAAGGGUGAGAAGGGAAGUUGGUUCGAGGAUUUCUUCAAGAACGCCGUUGCCUUCGGUCUAGGCUUUGCACCCGGCGUUGGACCUCUUCUCUCCAUCGCAUUUAGCCUCGGGUGGACAGCCGUCGUCAACCCUGAUCGGCUCAUGUACGAGCUGAGCCUGUGGGCACCGUCAGUCAGAACCCCAGAGUUGUUUGAGGAAGACGUGCGCAAGAACUCGGCUGAGAUCCGGGCGCUUACCCAUGAAGCCUUCUGGAAUAUGGAGCCUGCUGAGGCUCUGGCUGAGGCUAAGAAGCUUGGGGCGAAGGAGCAGCAGAAGAAGAAGGUUUCAGGAGAGGUUAAGUCUUACUUUCAGCUGGCGCAUGAAGUGCUUCGUGUUGAUGAGGCGAAGUAUGAUAAGGAAGCUGGGGCUGAUGAAGAGCCUGGCGAGGUUCUCGUCGAGGUGCCUCCUCAAGAGGAUCCCACUAAUGGUAAAGCUGCGGGAGACAAGGAGUAG
Messenger RNA from Fusarium subglutinans, 1110 nucleotides. RefSeq lists its product as uncharacterized. The record is from RefSeq and is a predicted model, not a curated record. The transcript is spliced from 4 exons. Lineage: Eukaryota; Fungi; Ascomycota; Sordariomycetes; Hypocreales; Nectriaceae. The coding region runs from base 1 to 1110 and encodes 369 amino acids.